Paramecium octaurelia is the source of this 526-nucleotide messenger RNA. NCBI's taxonomy places the organism in Eukaryota, Ciliophora, Oligohymenophorea, Peniculida, Parameciidae. The record is from the annotation of a GenBank genome assembly.
AUUUUAAUGGAAUAGGGACUAAUUUCUGCAUCAAUAUCUACAAAAAUGAUAGCUCCUUUAAAAGUAUUGCUAAUUUCAUUGAUCAUCUCAAUAAUUGUAUGUUUUGUCGAAGCAAUAGUUUUUAGUGUGAAAACAUCUGAAAUAGGUAAGGAUAUUUGAUUUAGCAAUAGAUCAACAUUGUGGUUCAAAUUCCGCUGCAAUAGUCUAAACGAUAUCUUAUUACUUCGCAUUGAUAGCCCUAUUGGUUUUUGCUUUUGGCAUUAAUAAAUUGAAAAAAACUUACUUAUUGCUUACAACAAUCCCUUCCAUAAUUUUAAAGAUAGUUUCAUUUAUAAUGAUGAUGACUUAAUUAAAUAAACUAUGGGGCACGUGCUAUAUUUAAGGCUCCUAAAUUUCAACCUUCAUUAUGAGUGACUUUUUUUGGAUUUUAAUAUUGAUCUACUAUUUUAAUGCAUUAUCCAAAUUAUAGUCCAAGUUCCCAGAAGCCUUUUACCAUAGUUUUAAAAUUAAUUUACUAUGGGCUUGA